AUGGAUUCAAACAACUACAGGCACAAUGGAGGUCGUUACAUGUAUCCUAACAACUCGCGAUCGAGUAGCCCCCACAAUGAACGAUCCCGUGCUGCCUAUGGUGUCCCUCCUCAUCGUGGCUCAACUUAUAGGAAUGGCUAUAACAGUCCCAACGUUACUCCAAAUAUCCCCCAAAAACCUGGCACUGGUGUUCUUCAUUCAGCAUCGUCAUAUAUCCCCUCCCAUAAUGCAAAUCCCCGCCAACAACGUGAUGAUGGCUUGGAUUUGGAAGAGGUGUGGCCGGAAAUUAUCGAUAUCCCGGAAAAUCAGUGGUUGUUUACCAAAGAGGAUAUUGUCGACAAGACCCCAACACGAACCCACCAAAAAGAACCAAUAGACUACAAUACAGAACUUGUGUUCCGUGGGAAAGCGGUGCUUCGUGCAAAAGAGUUUGGUAAAGGUUUAGGUCUAAGGCUACGAACUGUCCUCGCAGCACAAACAUACCUCCAGCGAUUCUACAUGAAUGUUUCGUUUCCCGAAUUCCCGUAUAAACAAGUGGUGGCCGCUGCAAUAUUUUUGGCAACUAAAGCCGAAGAAGAUAUGAGGAGAAUAGACAGUAUUGUAGCAAUCCUAGCCAAGCAAGAGAAUAAUCGAAAUGAAGAGGAAUGGGGGACUUAUAAAGACGCCCUUAAAAUUUUGGAAAAUAAAUUACUAAUAGUUCUUCGAUUCGAUCUUUUACUCCGUUUCCCGUCAGAUAUCUUUGUGGAGAAUAACUAUGCUGAUUGUUUCCCAGAAAUCCCAAAUAAAGCCUUAUAUGAGGAAGGUGAUUGGUUUUUCAGAACUGUGGGGUUCACCCCGGCCGUACUAUUGUACAACGGUAAUGAGUUGGCAGCAACUGCGUUUGCAUUAAUUUGUUCCAGAUUGAAGCGCAAAGUUCCUCAUCUCUAUCUUCAAAAGAAAUUUGGGGUAGGUCUUGCCAAAAUUAGCGACAUUAUAGAGUAUUUGAGACCAAUAUUGCGGGAAUUUGUCAAGCAGCAGUUUUUCUCAAGGACCAUCAUCAGCAACAAAGAAUACACAUACGAUGAUUUAUUGAAAUACAGCUUGGAAGAUUUGAAAAACAUUAUAGAACAAGUCGAUGAUGACGAUCUCAAACAGGGGAAUGAGGAGGCAGUUAUUAUUACAUGGAAUUCAUCGUCUCAGGUAGAUAAUGACCUAAUUCCACCUCCAACAUCAGCCCCUCCUCUACCUCCUGCUCCUGCUCCUACUCCUCUGCUACCACUAGCACCUCCUGCGUCUCUCCCGCCCCCGCCACCUCCUUCAAUUAAUGCUGCCCGGCCUCAUGCCUCAGCAAAUAGAUUUACUGAUCAUCCGGCAGAUUCAGAUAAUAGAAGAUACUACCUGGUACAAGAUGGCAUGGUUCCUGGUAGAACUCUUCCGGAUCAACAAAAAACUAAAGACCUUGAUUAUUAA
This is a messenger RNA of Saccharomycopsis crataegensis, 1449 nucleotides long. RefSeq names its product Bur2p (gene BUR2). The record is from RefSeq and is a predicted model, not a curated record. The coding region runs from base 1 to 1449 and encodes 482 amino acids. The transcript has a single exon. NCBI's taxonomy places the organism in Eukaryota, Fungi, Ascomycota, Saccharomycetes, Ascoideales, Saccharomycopsidaceae. Gene Ontology annotation, biological process: regulation of transcription by RNA polymerase II; positive regulation of DNA-templated transcription, elongation. Gene Ontology annotation, cellular component: nucleus; cyclin/CDK positive transcription elongation factor complex. Gene Ontology annotation, molecular function: cyclin-dependent protein serine/threonine kinase activator activity.